AUGUCCAUGACUUCGCAGUCUUCUGCCUCUGCACCUCGCCCCGCACGCGACACCUCGACAGCGAGCCCGAUCCUCGAUCAGCAGGAUCUGCUUGCCCUGCCGCCGUCGCCGACCUCUGGCAACACAACCGACACCUCCGCCAGCACCGGGCCAUUGAAUGGCGCAAAUGACGAUGGUGCGCCGGCCGAUGCGACCGCUACAUCGGAGGGGGAGGAGGCGAUGGGCGGAGAUGGGCGAGCCGAGCUCCAGCUUGACUGCGAAGAGGCGAGCUUGGACAUUGCCCCCGACGCGAUGCAUGUGUACCUCAUGAUUGAGGGUACUGUUGCGGGGAGGGCUAUACCGCGCAUCAAGAUGGCCUUCCCAUCCACUAUCGCGCGGGCUCGUGCCCUAAGUCCCCACGCGUGGUAUGCGGCCGCUCACGACGCGAUCAGUCGGUUUGAGGAGGUGCCGCUCACGGCAGACCAGCGCGACGCGGUCAUGACCGUUUCCUACGUGCACCGCUGGUUCGCCCAGAAGCCCCUCGAUGCGGACUACUGCAGGGCGUGGGACGAGAUGCGCGACUGCUUGCGCACGUCAAUCGCGAUGGGACGCUACCUCCAGACACCUGGGGAGGACCUCAUACAAAACCUUGCCGAGUGGGCGCGCUUCCGCAUACCUGAUGUCUAUCCUCCCGGUGUCAAUCUGUUCGGGAUGUUUGAUCCCUGGGAUGGCGAGUCGGAUUCCGAGGACGCAGAUUUGGAGACUUAG
This is a messenger RNA of Trametes versicolor FP-101664 SS1, 747 nucleotides long. RefSeq lists its product as uncharacterized. The record is from RefSeq and is a predicted model, not a curated record. The transcript has 3 exons. The coding region runs from base 1 to 747 and encodes 248 amino acids. NCBI's taxonomy places the organism in Eukaryota, Fungi, Basidiomycota, Agaricomycetes, Polyporales, Polyporaceae.